GUAACUGACUCUCCUGUUGGACGGGUCACAGAUGAACUGGACAGAGAGACGAAUGAGGAGCUGAAGCACGGUGAUGUUCUAGAGGAGCAAGAACUCACAGUCAGUGUCCAGAGAGCUGCAGUUUGUCACUGACAUUUUCAUGGCUUCUGUCCUCUUCCUCCUCCUCCUUCUCCUCCUCAUCACCAGGUUCCCAGGUAACAGCUCUGUGAAUACAGAUGUACAGAGAGGAGGAUCUGUCACCAUCCCAUGUCACUAUGGUCACCAAUACAGAUACCAUGUGAAAUACUGGUGUAAAGGAUACACAUGGUCACACUGUACUACCACGGUACGCAGUAACUCAACACAGAGUAAAGGCGAUGUGUUCAUCACCGAUGUCCCCGACCAGCUGGUCUUCUAUGUGACCAUGAGGAACCUACAGGAGAAGGACGCUGGCUGGUACUGGUGCGGAGUGGGCACUGGUAGUCCUCAGUAUGAAAUUUCCUCUCACUAUAUAACAAUUUCUACAGGUACUAAAAAAGUGAGGACUGAGAGCUGGAGAUCAGUAGAGAGAGGAGCAUCUGUCACCAUCCCAUGUCGCUAUGAUCGGCAAUUUAAACACCAAGUGAAAUACUGGUGUAGAGGGAAAGCUUGGAGGUACUGUACUACUAUGGUACGCACUGCCUCACCGCAGAGUAAAGGCGACGUGUCCAUCACCGAUGACCCCGGCAAACUGGUCUUCAACGUGACCAUGAGGAACCUACAGAAGGAGAACUCUGGCUGGUACUGGUGUGGAGUGGAAACUCGUUCUUCUCGAACUGAAAAUGACCUCACAGCUCUAUAUUUAUUAGUAACCGGAGGAGAGUCAGUUACCACGCCGGUUACCACGCCGGUUACCCCAUCGUCUCCUGCUGCCUUAACUAAGGAGACGUGCCAAACAACAAAUGCACAAAGUCCAUGCGCACUGCUCAUCGCUCUGCUCUCAGUCGCACUUCUCCUUCUGCUCUUGGUGCCUUUUGUCAUCAAGACCUGGAUUCUGCACAAGAAACUGAAGGAAACACACACCACACGCAGGGAUGGAGAGAACAGAUGGACGCCCGCUUCGACCAAAGACCAUGAAGAUGAAGUGACCUACAGCACCGUGGUUCACAAGAUACCGGCAGCACAGAGAGGAGUAAACAAGCCCCUCGUGGACCCUGGAGAUGCAGUGGUGUACAGCACUAUAGCAGUGCAGCACAACGAGUGUAUGAGCUACGGAGACAAAAGGGCUGAGAGUGAACACAGGGAAGCUCUUUCCUCAGCAGAACUGGCCAACCAGGAAGUGUGA
Messenger RNA from Scleropages formosus (Asian bonytongue), 1303 nucleotides. RefSeq names its product polymeric immunoglobulin receptor-like. Lineage: Eukaryota; Metazoa; Chordata; Actinopteri; Osteoglossiformes; Osteoglossidae. The record is from RefSeq and is a predicted model, not a curated record. The transcript is spliced from 10 exons. Gene Ontology annotation, cellular component: plasma membrane. The coding region runs from base 140 to 1303 and encodes 387 amino acids. Gene Ontology annotation, molecular function: transmembrane signaling receptor activity.